This is a messenger RNA of Protopterus annectens (West African lungfish), 8109 nucleotides long. It is a transcript of the gene COL18A1, whose product is annotated as collagen type XVIII alpha 1 chain. The record is from RefSeq and is a predicted model, not a curated record. Lineage: Eukaryota; Metazoa; Chordata; Ceratodontiformes; Protopteridae. Gene Ontology annotation, molecular function: protein binding. The transcript is spliced from 41 exons. Bases 210 to 4796 code for a protein of 1528 amino acids.
UGGAGUUUACUUUUGUAUCUUCUUUUGGAUCCUUCUUGGGAGAGAGGCAGAAUGAUUCCAUUUUGAAGGCGAGCACUGUAGGGGAGCUUACCAGCACCAAUUUUGGGAAUAACGACUCUUUAUCCUCUGGAAAUGUCUCACAGGACUUUAAAAUUAAUGUGUCCUUGCAUGCUGGGAUCCCAUCAAAGGUGGUGGAUCCUUCGCUUAAUAUGCUAUCCCACGUUGCUCUAGACAUGAACCAAUCAGUGAACAGUGUUAGUAACCUUAAUGACCGCCAAUUAAAAGAAAUCAUUGGUAACUUUAAGCAUGAUGGGAUAGCAGCAGCAGCUUUAAGUAGAAAAAGUAGUGAUUCUGUUUCUAAUACAAUUGCAACUAAUUUGGUGGAGGGUUUGGUGAAUGAUCAGUUUGAUUUACUAACCUAUACUAAAAGUGCUGAAAUGGUGUUAAAUAUUAGCCUUGCUCCAUCUGAGCCAGGAUCAGUGCUGGAUUCUGCUCACUGCUCACCUUUGCCGCCUGAUUUGCCUUUCUGUACUCAGCUGGGCAUAGAGUUUUUUGCCCUGCCCAACCAUAUGAACCACAGUACUGAGGUAGAGGUUCAAACUGGUUUGCAUGAGUGGGCGGGGUUAAUCAGCUCUGCAUGCCACAAGCAUUUGGAAUGGUUUUUCUGCUUGCUGUUUGUGCCUCAGUGCAAUGCCAGUGGCCGUAUAACACCACCUCCAUGUCGAAGGUCCUGUGAGGUCUUACAGGAUGAUUGCUGGAUGCUAUUGGAAGAGGGCCGCCUCCCACUGUCAUGUGACUCUCUUCCCGAGGAGGAUACUGAUGCUUAUUCAUGUGUGUCUGUUUACAGUACCACAGAUGCAGAUGCUGCCAUAUUAGAAGUGUCUUUGACACAGUUGAUCGGAGACCCCCCACCACAAGGUGUAUCAAAGGUUUCUGGUUCAAGUGACAUCCCUGGUUAUACCUUUGCUGCAAAUUCUGAAGUAAGCCGUCUCGCUGAGUAUUACAUGCCAAGCCCUUUCUUCAGAGACUUUUCCUUGCUUUUUAAUAUUCAGCCAACAACGGAGAAGGCUGGAUACCUGCUAGCUUUAACAGAUAAUUCUCAUUCCAUUGUAUAUGUUGGAGUCAAGCUAUCAGAAGUAAAGAAUGGGAAGCAGAAGAUUGUGUUCUACUACACAGAGCCAGGUUCAGACAGUUCCUAUAUGGCAGCCACCUUUGAGGUAGACUCAUUAGUAAACCGCUGGACACGUUUUGCCAUCUCUGUGGAGGAUGAGGAAGUGGCCUUGUAUUUAGAUUGUGCUUUUAACCAGAAAGUGGCUUUUGAAAGGUCACCUGAUGAGAUGGAACUGGAUAAAGGAUCUGAAGUCUUCAUUGCUCAAGCUGGAGGAAGUCAUCCUGAAAGAUUUCAGGGUGUGAUUGGAGACUUGAAGAUUGUAGGAAACCCUGCUGCAGCAGAGGUUCAAUGUGAAGACGAGGAAGAUGAUAAUGAUGGACCCUCUGGUGACUAUGGAAGUGGAUAUGAAGAGAGAGGAGAGGUGAUAAAAGAGGAUAGAGUACCAUUACCAGUACCAAUGGCACAACCUCCGCUCACUCCUCCAACCAGCGUUAGGGGUAAAACCGAACAGACCUACUUACAAAGUGCAACAAAAGAAGUGGCUAGUCCUGUGUCAGGUGAGCUGUAUUUUGGUAUAAAGGGAGAAAAAGGUGACAGGGGUGAAAAGGGUGACCGUGGUCAAGAGGGUCCAAAGGGUGAAAUCGGGACUGUUUCUGCAGGAAGAGCUAUUAAAGGUGAAAAGGGAGAAAAGGGAGAGCUAGGUGAACAGGGGAAGGCUGGAAUUGGAAUCCCUGGCCAGAAAGGACAGAAAGGAGAAAUGGGACCUCAAGGAUUGCCUGGGCCUGCAGGCCCCCCAGGUCGUUCAUCAGCUGUGGAGCGUGGUGGUGGAUCUGCUGUAAGUCACCUUCCUGGACCACAAGGACCACCUGGUCCACCAGGUCCUCCUGGAAAAGAUGGAGAGAUUGGUGACCCAGGUGAAGAUGGCAAACCAGGAGAUGUGGGUCCCCAGGGUUUCCCUGGACCUCAAGGUGAACCAGGUGUUAAAGGAGAAAAGGGUAACCCAGGAGUAGGACUUCCUGGACCAGUUGGACCUCCAGGCCCACCAGGUCCCCCAGGACUUUCAGGUUCAUCUUCAAAGUUAGACAAGUUGACAUUCUUUGACAUGGAGGGAUCAGGUUUUGGAGAUCUCGAGUCCAUCAGAGGUCCUCCAGGAUUGCCUGGUGUACCAGGACUUCCUGGUCCCCCUGGAGUACCAGGAUUGCCAGGAUUACCAGGAAAGUUUGGAAUCAACAACACCGGGACACCCGGGCAGCCUGGCCUACCAGGUGCGAAUGGGAAAGAUGGGCUUCCCGGACUAACUGGACCACCAGGUCCGCCAGGUCCACCAGGGAGAGAUGGAUCUCCUGGGCAACCAGGCCUUCCCGGUCCACCAGGUGACCUAGGACUUCCAGGAUCUGUAGGAAUGAAGGGUGAAAAGGGAGACACGGGUCCACAAGGCCCUAUUGGUAGUGAUGGGUAUGCUGGUCUCCCUGGACCCAUGGGACCUAGAGGACUCCCAGGGCCUCCUGGUCCACCAGGACCUCCAGGAAAUGGAUGGAAUGUUGGAUUUGAUGACAUGGAAGGAUCUGGUGUUGUAACUGGUACAAGAGGCCCACAGGGAAUACCUGGCAUACCUGGACCUGUGGGACCAAAGGGUAUUCGUGGGGAAACAGGACUGCCUGGCUUACCAGGUCAGAAGGGGGAAGAAGGAAUAGCAGGAGCAGAUGGUCGCCCAGGAAUGGAUGGAUUCCCUGGACCAACGGGAAUGAAAGGUGCCAAAGGAGACCAAGGUGAAAAAGGAGAUGCUGGCAAAGAUGGAUCACCAGGUUCUCCAGGACCCCCAGGACCUCCAGGACAGCUUUAUAAUGUGGAUGCUAGUGGCAAAAUAGGUAUCCCUGGGCAUGCUGGAUUUCCCGGACCUAGAGGACCAAAGGGUGAACCGGGAUUUAAUGGGCAUUCAGGAGCAGAGGGGCCAAAGGGUGAGAAAGGAGAGCCAGGGCUGCUUAUUGGGCCAGAUGGAGCAACAUUUAGUCAUCUGCUGACUGGAGCCACGAAGGGAGAUAAGGGAGAUCAAGGACCAGUGGGACUUGUCGGCCCUCCUGGAUACCAAGGAUCUAAAGGGGAAAUAGGAAUGCCAGGCAGAGCAGGUCGACCUGGUAUAAAUGGACAGAAAGGAGAGAAAGGUGAACCAGCUGGAUUUUCUUCAGCCAUUAGGGGUCCUACAGGGCCUCCAGGACCUCCUGGCCCACCAGGUCCCCCUGGUCCUCCCAUCUAUGACAACAGAGUAUUCUCUGGGUUUGACUCUCCAGGCAUCAAAGGUGAACAUGGCCUUCCAGGAAUAAAUGGACAGAAAGGAGACAAAGGCGAACGGGGCAUCCAAGGACUACCUGGCCCUCCAGGACCAUCAGCUUAUGAUCUGAACCCAUACGGACCAAGAUCGGUGGGAGAAAAAGGUGAUAAAGGUGAACAUGGUCUCAAGGGUGAAAAAGGUGACUCAGGAGGAGGAUUUUUCCAUAGAAAUGCACAGGGACAUCCAGGCCCUCCUGGUCCCCCAGGGCCUGCUGGACCAAGGGGUCCAAAAGGAGACACCAUUGUAGGUCCCCCUGGACCUCCAGGUAAUCCUGGAGUUGUUCGUGAAGGUUACCGUGGGCCUCCUGGGCCACCUGGACCUCCAGGCCCACCAGGUGCACCAAGUACUGGAGUACGAGCUGUUCUUGGACCACCUGGCCCACCCGGCCCACCAGGACCUCCAGGAUCUGGGGUGACGGUUCUUCAGAAUUACCAGGCCAUGUUAAGCACUGGGUACCAAGUGCUUUCGGGGACACUUGUCUUUAUUUUGGACAGGAUGGAACUGUACAUCAGAGUACAGAAUGGAUUCAGACGGGUUUAUCUGGCAGACCAUGUUCAGGUCAAUGGAGGUGUAAGGGGCAAUGAAGUCGCUGAAGUGGAGAAUGUUCCAGUUGUUCCCUAUCCACCAGUAAACACCAGACCCUUUGGAGAAAACACCUACAAUCAGCUUACCAACAUAAGUCCACAGGAUCCACACUAUAGUAGACAUGCUACUCCUGGGCCACAGGCAGAGACUGGAGGAGGACAUGUUAAUUAUGAAAGGCCACGUCUAAGCCUUCCUGAAAAUGUACCCGCUGUGAGUCACAAUCAUCAGUACUUGGGACCUGCUCUUCACCUGAUUGCUCUAAAUGCACCUCUGUCUGGCGAUAUGCGUGGAAUUCGAGGUGUGGACUUCCAGUGUUUCCAGCAAGCGAGGUCAAUUGGACUCAGAGGAACAUUCCGGGCAUUCCUGUCCUCAAAACUGCAAGAUUUGUACAGCAUUGUCCGUAAAGCAGACAGGACAUCAGUACCUAUCAUCAAUCUCAGGGAUGAAGUGCUUUUUGAUAGCUGGGACAGCCUCUUCAAUGGUCAUCAAGCUCAGUACAAUACCAAUGUUCCAAUUUACUCCUUUAGUGGUCGGGACAUCCUCCGGGACUCUACUUGGCCUCAGAAGAAGAUCUGGCAUGGCUCUGACGUAAAGGGUCGCAGACUCACAGAGAGCUACUGUGAGACCUGGAGGGCAGAACACCAGGCAGUGACUGGACAGGCCUCUUCACUACUGAAUGGCAGGCUUCUUGAACAGCAGCCCUCCAGCUGUAAUAAUGCCUUCAUCGUUUUGUGCAUUGAGAACAGUUACUUGCAACCCUUGAAGAAAUAAUCUCCCGAUUUUAGCACACAAGCAGGGUAUAUGCACUGUCGAACCUUUUCUGAUGCACAGAGUUUUAUACUCUCCAAGUCGUGCUCUUGCCAUUUUCUCUGUUUCUUAACGUGUUGAAUCAAAACUGAAAAGAAAAGGCCAAAGACUGAUUUCUAAUGAAACCUCUGGUGCUGAGCUUUGGCCCUGUUAUGUCCUGGUUGGCAGGAGCUGCCAUGCUAAAAUACUAACUUGGGGCCACAAAGAAUGCUAUUUUUGACUUUAUGUAUGUGGCAAUCUCUACCACUUUGUAUAUGAAAUGUUUUGUGUAUACUUUUUUAAGAUUUCCUUGAUAUUUAACCAAUUUGUAGUUUGUUUUUGAAGUUUUCUUUAUUCUGUUGUAUGACUGCAGCUUACUUUGUUAUACAGGAUUUCCUAAAGUUUUCUUUCCUCCCUUUCCUGUUGUAGAGCAGAUAGUGUUUUCCUCACUCAGCUGGUAUGGCACAUAAAAGGAUUGGAUGUAUUUGUACAUCUAAAAAGCAGCAUCUAAAACCAGAAAAAUAUUCUGAAACUACUGAUUUUUUUUUUAGGAGAUGUCUGAAUUAUGUUAACUGAAUGCAUAAAGUGUUUUGUUCUUUGUUCUGAGUAGAGUGUACACAUCACAUUCUGAAGUAACAUGCUUACAGGGAAGUCCCACUCAUGCAUUCAGUUCUGUAUUAAGAGCCGCUUUGUCUGAGGCUACAGUGAUGUGAAUCAUUUAAAAAAACAGCACUUGUAGUCUGACACUGCAGGUUGUUGUUUUUUUUUUAUUUGUCCAGUUGUGCUAAUGCCAUAUACUCCAGUCCUGGAAUCCUUUCAUCACCAUUCCAUCAGUGAUUACAUUUGCUGCUGUUUAGCUCCUAUAAGGUUAUUUACUAGCAUUAAGUAACUGCACCCAAGCAACAGUGGACAGACCACUGCCUUCUUGCAGUAGCUUCCUGUUAGUGUUGUAGUUGGCAGCAAUCAAGUACUGUCCAAGCUGUUAUUUCAGACAUGCCUGUGGGAGCUGUGAAGGAUAGCUUUCAUGUUAUUACCAGAGUUUUAUACCACACAGUGGAUUUAGAGUCUUAGCAGUGUCUCCCACAUUGCAGUGUUGCCUACUGCUGGUCGCGUUGCUGUUCUUUAGUAAAUAUAAAAUUUGGGCUGUAAAACAGCCAUUUCUAUCCUUCCACUAAAGUAAUUACACUGACCAGAUAAAUUAUUGAAUACCAUGUGUGUUGCACGCAAAUUAUUUAAAGAAGUACCCAAACAGACAAGUACUUUUAAAUGUGAGAUCUGCCAUUCUUGUUGUGUUCCAUUUUACAUGGUUUAAAACUGCCCCCACACUAUGUUCUAUUUAGUAAAAAAUACUAAAAUCAUUUUGAUAUGUAUAUAAAAAGUAUUAAGCAUAAAAAAAUUCAGUUUUCAGAAUUUGCUUAGUACAAUACGAGUUUUGAUUAAACUGUCACCAACAUAUUCAGCCUUAUUUUCUCAUAGAUAUAUGGUUUUGUCAAGGGAAAAAGUAGAACAGGUCACCUUGCAGUAGUUACCCACCCUGUUUUGUAUACCAAAAUCAUGUUUCUUGCUGUAAAUUCAGAUAAUUCAGUACUUCAGACCUGCUUGCAGGAAGAAGCAAAAUUGCACUUUUCCAUCAUGAAACGAUAGCUGUCAUUAAGUUGAUUUGCUGAAGAAAAGGCAUGUACUUAUUGUACUAUUGAUUGUUAAUAUAUGCAUGUCCAGAACCAGCUAGUUUACAUGUAUUAGUCCUAGGACUGAAAUCUUAAUCCAUUACUGUUUUGUGCUACACUUUUUCUGGUGGGCAUUUAGCAGUUAAGUACCCGCAUUCGUUAGCAGAGAAUGUUCUGUGGCAAAUGUAAAGUUGUAAGCUGAGUUAAAAUGGGUAUUUUCUUUGGGGGGAGGGUCUUCUUUUUAGGAGGUGGGAAGGCUUCUGGUAUUCUACUUUCCCUUAAAGCAGAAAACCAAGGAAAAUUAAUUAGUCUGCACUUGACCAAGACUGUUUUUUCUACAAGUUUACAUACACUUGUAGGGUGAAAUACUGUUUUUUUAUAAAAUAAAAAUGAAAGAACUUUGCUUACUGCAUAACUGCAUUUUUAAAGAAUAGAUAAUACAUGUUCACAGAGGUGGAGUGUGGCUCACCUAGCAUAUGUGCUUUCGGACAGCAGUCCCCUUCCAGAAUAUUCCAAUCAUAGUUGUGCUUGGCACACUUUCAGCCUGAGCCUGUACAGAUCAUGCUACAUUUGUGCACUCAUUUGCUAAGUGGUCAAAAUGCCAGUUUUUAUUGAUUUUAACGGAAAUUAAUUUCAAAAUUCAUCCCAGCGAUAUACUAAUCUACUGAUAAAAUUGUGUUUACUCUGAUCAAUUUGUGACCACGAUGCAGUGCAGUUGCAGGGAAUUAUUUAAUCACUUCCAUUUGAAGUUGUACAUGCUUUCUGCUGAAGCUAUAUUUACACACUUUCAUGUUGUGCUGGAUUCUGUGGAUUAAAACAAACAGUAGAUGACUUUGUUAACAGAACAUUGUUACAGUAAAGCCUAUAAACAUUGCUCUGAUUUAACAAAACUGAAUUUAAGUCAUAAAAAUAUCUGAAGUUAGAACAGGGAAUAGCCCAGCACCAUUCGUGGUGUAGUAAAUUCAGAUAGUGUUUUAACUUCUGUUUUAGAGUAAGUUCCCUAAGAAGGUCAGUUUUAUUGGAAAAGUUUAAUUUAAAUGUUUUAAAACAAUUUGUUUGUAUUGCAACAGAUGCAUUUUCUUUGAACAGACUCAGAGCAAUCUAUGUUCAUUUUUACAUGUCAUAUACAUAAAAUUUAGAAAUGCCUGUUACAUUUAAUAAGAUACGUGGAUACUAAUGAAAAUAUAACAGUAAACCAGGAUGUGAAUUUGUGCUACUACUGGGGGAACUGGUGGGUAAAAACAGUAGCCCUUUGGAAUAACAUUGUAGUAUCAAGUUAGAGUGUUUGAUUUCAGUUUUUUGGCUAUUCAGAACCAGCUAAGAUGACAUGCAUCAGUUAUCGAGCGUGUGGCUUAGUUUCCCGUUCUUGUUCUUGGCCGGGGACCAUGAAGCUGUAAGGCCGUAUUUGCCUGUCAUUUCACACUGAGUGCCUAGCAAUGCCACUGCACGCAGCUAUAUGUUGUGGAUCAUUAAGUGAAUGUAUUUGUCUAUUGUCCCUCAUCUCCCCAGCAAUCACUGUUUUGUUUACUUGAAGCUGCCAUCUAGACUAUAAUGUGGAUGUCUCCACUGUUUUAAAUUCUACUGUUAACUGUUUCCUGAAUGCACUGAUUAAAGGAUCAGAAUUAUAAUAA